AACCAUCAUGUUGUUUGUUCCGUUUAUAGCAUUCGCAGUCUUCCUAAAAUGGGUUGUGUCGAGGGUUUUUUCUCUCGAUCAGUACAGCUUCUCGCGAGAAUACACAACAGCCCGGAAACACAUCACAGUAGAGAUAUUCUAUAAACGAAGAUGAAAUAGUCGCGUUUUACUGUCGUAUUACGACAAAAAAAAAAAGAAAGAAAAAAAAGAACACCAUUCAAAAUAGAUGAUUUUUUGUGCUGCAAUUUGAAGUAGUGUAGAAAUUAACCGAAUCCUACCGAGGUGUGUUACGCUUUCCAGUAGCAGACAUUACAACGUCAUCAGUUAGCCGUCAGUGGUUCAUCUCCACGCUUUGAAAACAUCUCUGGAAGAGCGAGCAUUUGGCGGCAAGACAAGUCGUAGCAAUAACAAACGUUGCACCGAAUUCAAGACAUUUGCUUUUAGAGUCCCAUUUAAUAAGACGACCAAGGGCCAGCAUGUUCUCCGAUCUGAGCGCGCCGAGAGACGGCUCCUCUCUUCUGCGCCGCCCGGCCGAGGACGCUGCGCCCGUGUUUGAGAGGGCUUCCCCGGCCUACACUCCCUGCUCCGAGCGCUUCGGAGUCGGCGAGCGGAGUUUCAAUCGUCAGUAUGCUCAUAUUUAUGCAGCGCGACUCAUGCAGAUGAGACCUCUACUCACGGAGAAAGCCCAACAGAAGUGGGGGUCCGAUGUGCUUGUCCGGACACUGUGUGAUCUUCAGACAGGGGAGCAGUGUUGCGUUGUGGGAACUCUGUUCAAGCGUAUGGACUUGCAGCCAUCCAUUCUAAAAGAGAUCAGUCAGGAGCACAACCUGCUGCCCCAGCCUCCACGCGUUAAGUACAUCAGCGACAACGAUGAGCUGAUUCUGGAGGAUGAGCUGCAGAGGAUCAAACUGGAAGGCAAAAUUGACAGGGAUAGGUGUGUCACAGGUAGUGUUAUUGCUGUAUAUGGAGCUGAGAGGAAUGACGGGAAGUUCACAGUGGAGGACCUCUGCACAGCUGAUCUCCCCGCACAGACCGUAAGACCUGCACUCAACGCUGACAGAUUUGUUCUGCUCGUCUCAGGGCUGGGUCUCGGUAGCAGUCACGCAGACAGCAUGCUGGGCCUACAGCUGCUGGUCGACAUGGUAACGGGUCAACUCGGCGACCAGGGGGAGCAGAGCGGAGCGGCGACGAUUUCGAGGGUCUUGAUGGUGGGAAACCUCCUAAGCCAAAGCACGCAGGACAAGGACGUCUCGACCAAGGCCAAGUACCUGACCAAAAAGACUCAGGCUGGCAGCGUGGAGGCCAUUCGCUUGUUGGACGAGCUGCUGCUCCAGCUGGUGGCCUCGGUCCCAGUGGAUGUGAUGCCUGGCCAGUAUGACCCCACCAACUACACGCUGCCUCAGCAGCCUCUGCACCGCUGUAUGUUCCCUUUGUCCUCGGUCUACCCCACACUGCAACUGGCAUCUAACCCAUAUCAGGCCACUGUGGACGGAGUGAGGUUCCUGGGCACCUCAGGUCAGAAUGUCAGUGAUAUCGAGCGGUACAGCAGCAUGAACGGUCAUCUGGAGAUUCUGGAAGAAACGCUGCGAUUGCGCCACCUCGCUCCUACAGCACCGGAUACCCUUGGUUGUUAUCCAUUUUACAUGAAAGAUCCGUUCAUCUUGGAAGAGUGCCCGCAUGUUUACUUCAGCGGGACCGCCCCGGCGUUUGAGUCAAAGCGCCUUACAGGUGCUGAUGGCCAGGAAAUCCUUUUGGUCACCGUGCCAAAGUUCCACAGCACCCAAACGGCAUGUCUUGUCAACUUGCGCACUCUCGACUGCGAGCCAAUCAGCUUCUCGGCCUUUUCUGCGGGUGACGACGACGAGAGCGAGAUGAACAUCAGCCACUGAGGGGAGCGUAGUCCCGUCACAGUACUCAAGUAUUGUGAGGUUUGCCUGACUUAUAUCUGCAUUCUUUUCAAGUUGGUCUGUGAAAGCCUUUAUUGAUUUGAAACAACUUCCACAUGAGAUCUGCCGGCCAUCUUAAAUCUUCAGUGACAUACUGUAAAAUGUAUAUUUCAUGGAGAACGACAGUGUCAAUAAUUACAUCUUGAAUUAAAAAAAAAAAAAAAAAAAGUUGGUUUUAAUGUGCAUCUGCAAUAAAAAACAAUUCACGUAUAAAAAGACUGAAUAU
This is a messenger RNA of Phycodurus eques (leafy seadragon), 2172 nucleotides long. It is a transcript of the gene pold2, whose product is annotated as polymerase (DNA directed), delta 2, regulatory subunit. Gene Ontology annotation, molecular function: DNA binding. Lineage: Eukaryota; Metazoa; Chordata; Actinopteri; Syngnathiformes; Syngnathidae. The transcript is spliced from 11 exons. The record is from RefSeq and is a predicted model, not a curated record. Bases 477 to 1889 code for a protein of 470 amino acids. Gene Ontology annotation, cellular component: delta DNA polymerase complex. Gene Ontology annotation, biological process: DNA strand elongation involved in DNA replication; DNA replication.